CAGAGGUCUAUUUAAAGGGAAGCUAGGGCUCUGCUCGUCACUCGUUUCAACCAUGUCUGGUCGCGGUAAAGGUGGCAAAGGUCUCGGAAAAGGCGGCGCCAAGCGCCACCGCAAAGUCCUGCGCGACAACAUCCAGGGCAUCACCAAGCCCGCCAUCCGCCGCCUGGCCCGGCGCGGCGGCGUCAAGCGCAUCUCCGGCCUCAUCUACGAGGAGACCCGCGGGGUGCUGAAGGUCUUCCUGGAGAACGUGAUCCGCGACGCCGUCACCUACACGGAGCACGCCAAGCGCAAGACCGUCACGGCCAUGGACGUGGUCUACGCGCUCAAGCGCCAGGGACGCACGCUCUACGGCUUCGGCGGCUGAGCUAUGGCUGCGUUUUCCUCCAGUGUCGCAAAAGGCCCUUUUCAGGGCCACCCACGAACUCUAUGAGGAGCUGUUGCGCGUUUUCCGAGUGUUAUUAGCAUAAGUCGCCAUGUAAUGACUGUCAGGGAAGGACAAGAGGGCUUCGGCUAGAUCUUAGGCGGCCAUUUUAACCUCUGGCUGCAACCCAGUUCCGGGGAAAAGCCACAGGGUUAUGAGAACAUGGCCAGACGACCUUCAGCCCCGCAGCCUGGCCAUUGCGCAUCCUGGCACCCGUUGCAAAAGCCCCGGUUCACAACUGCCCAAGUGAAAUUUCCCCUUCUCGCUGAGCCAAUGAAAUGCGAGGUAGGUCGCGUGCUUCUGGCCAAUCCUGUAACGCCAAGGCAUGAAAACCUCUGCGUUUUUUCCUUAAGAACUCUUGACCCCAAGAGCCUGCAAUCGCUCUCCCCACCCCCAGCGCCCGAGCUCGAGCUUGUACCCCGAAUAAACCUUUGUGUGUUUGCAUCGGGACUUGGCUCCGUGGCGGUCUCUCCGGGGAUCCUCUUCUGGGCACAUCAGUGAGGGGAUGGUUGUGUAUUUUGAAACAUCGAGGAUUUUUCUAUUUAGACCGCUAGGGAGCGCUUGUGAGGGCUGUGCAGGUUUGUAACACCGUGUACUGCUGGGUACCGGAAUAAAGCGGGAACGAGGAUUACAAGCCCACCGUAACCUGAACUGUCUGGAGUCGCGUGUGUGUGAAGUGUUGCAAUGCUGGAUGCAUUGAAAGCUUACCAUCGGCUGCGUGAGGCCGGAUUUCCGCUGCCAUUAAGUAAUGGAGUUGAGACAGUCCCCCUCAAAGUAGCGGUCAUUUAAGAACUCAUGGCCCUGCCAGCUGUGUGACACAUUCUCGCACCGUCCUCAUUUCCGAGCUCAGGACAGGGGCCAUCUUAUCUAAGGGCAAGGGCUGCUUCUACACAAAUUAAAUAUAUUGAAUGCUUAGAUAUUACUGUUUAUAAUAAGACCUAAGUGCACAUUCUUUUUAUUGGGGACGACCUAUUUAUACCCCAACUGCAUAGUUGUGCGAUGGCUUUAUAUCACUUUAAACCAGUGUGUGUGUGCUCGCCACAUUUGUGCAGAUGCAAGAAGAGGGCGUCGGAUUUCCCGGAAGCUGCAGCUGCAGGCCGUCGUGAACCACGUGUUGUGUGUCCUGAUAUCCAAACUCUGGUCUUCAAGAGCAGCAAAGUGUUUUUGACUAAACAUUCUCUCAAGCUGCCCUGCUAUAUAGUCUUUUGUAACUCUUAAAACCAAGGCCUCUUAAAAUAGAUGACUAUGAAUUUAAUAUUUGUGGCACUCCUUAAUCCAUAAAACUGCUAAAUCACAAGUUAAGAAAAAUCAGAUUUUUUUUAAGUACUCCAGCCCAGACUCCCCCAGUACUAUUCUUGUUACGUUGAGCAUUGAAUUCAAGCCCUAACACUUCCCUAAAAGAAUGGGGCUCUUCAUUUUUAUUACUGCGCUUGUCAAUCUUACGAAGACUUACAUGUAUUUUCAUAAAAUAUACAUAACAUUUCAACUGCAACUGUUAGGCCAAUAGUAUUAAAGCAGUUUAGAAAAUGGAA
This is a messenger RNA of Peromyscus maniculatus bairdii (prairie deer mouse), 1953 nucleotides long. Its product is annotated as histone H4. NCBI's taxonomy places the organism in Eukaryota, Metazoa, Chordata, Mammalia, Rodentia, Cricetidae. Gene Ontology annotation, cellular component: nucleosome. Gene Ontology annotation, molecular function: structural constituent of chromatin; protein heterodimerization activity; DNA binding. The record is from RefSeq and is a predicted model, not a curated record.